AUGAAGUUUGGGGGUGUUACUUUCAACAACUCGGGUCUUAUAGCGGAGAAUGCGGUGAACCAUUUUAAAGAUUUAUUUGACAAUGUUUCUGUUUUGCAGGAUAAUUCUUUGGUGGAGGAUGUCAUUCUUAAGCUCGUGUCCGACCAGACUAACUUUCUUCUUACUAUGCUUCCUACUGAGCUGGAAGUUCAUUCUGCUAUUUUCAAUCUUAAUAAGGAUAGUGCUGCCGGUCCUGAUGGGUUUGGUCCUAGGUAUAAUUCUAACACUUUAGUUCUAAUCCCUAAAGUUAAAGAAGCGGACAGUAUUGAGCAGUUUCGUCCCAUAGCGCUUGCUAAUUUUAAGUUCAAAAUUAUUACAAAGAUUCUUGCUGACAGGUUAGCUAAGGUUCUUCCUCUCAUUAUUUCUAAGGAGAAAAAUGGUUUCAUUAGUGGAAGAAGCAUUCGGGACUGCAUAUGUCUCACUUCCGAAGCAGCCAAUUCGUUACAUAGGAAAACUCUUGGUGGAAACAUUAUUUUGAAAGUUGAUAUUGCAAAAGCGUUCGAUACUUUGAGUUGGAAGUUCAUUUUGAAGGUUCUCCAUCAAUUUGGUUUUUGCGAGAAGUUCUGUUUAUGGAUCAAAUGUAUCUUAUCCUCUGCUAAAGUUUCUAUUGCAUUGAAUGGGCAGCAACAUGUCUUUUUCAACUGUCAAAGGGGGGUUAGGCAAGGAGAUCCGCUUUCGCCUAUGUUCUUUUGUUUGGAUGAAGACGUCCUAAGUCGGGUAAUUUCUAAACUUGUUUCUGAUAAUAAAGUCAAGCUUAUGCAUGCUUCGCGAAACGUCAUGUUUCCGUCUCACACUUUGUAUGCCGAUGAUAUUAUCCUUUUCUCUCGUGGUUGUAUCUCCUCUAUUGAAGCUUUUAAAGGGUUGUUCUCUUAUUAUGCUGAGUGUUCUGGUCAGGUUUGCAACCCCAGCAAGUCGGUUAUUUAUGCAGGUUCCAUGUCCAAUGAUCGUCAUAGUUUGUUAGCUAACCUCGUUGGCUUCUGCAAAGGUCAGCUUCCGUUUUACUAUUUGGGAGUUCCGAUUUUCAAAGGCAGACCAAAAGCGAUUUAUUUCCAGCCUCUGGCGGAUAAGAUUAAAGCCAAGCUUGCUGCGUGGAAAGCUAGUUUGCUUUCGAUAGCAGGUAGAGUGCAAUUGGUCAUGUCGGUUAUUCAAAGCAUGACAGUUUAUUCCAUAAUGGUUUACUCCUGGCCUAUUAGUCUUAUUAAGAUCAUUGAAGGGUGGUGUCGUAACUUCAUAUGGAGUGUCGAUAUGAAUAAGAGGAAAUUAGUUACCGUGGCUUGGAAGCUUUGUUGCAGAAGUUUGAAAGAUGGGGGAUUGGGCAUUAGAUCUCUAAGGACUCUCAAUGAUGUUGCAGACUUGAGACAAUGCUGGACUAUUUAUAAUGGUCGGGACGAUUGGGCUCAGAUUCUUAAAUCUAGAGUUUUCAAAAGAGGAAAACGGGUGCAAUACCAUGUUUUUUCUUCAAUCUGGUCCGGGAGCAUGUAUUUUCUUAAUAUUAUCGAGAUCAGUUCGAUGUGGCUGGUUGGAAAUGGGGAAAAUAUUAAUCUUUGGAGUGACAAUUGGAAUGGGUAUCCUCUUAAGGAUAGAUUCAUUGAAGAACCUCUUGCGGUUUUUAACGGCAUUCUGAAAGAUUUCAUUUAUGACGACAAGAUAGUUCUCCCCCCAGAGCUUUUUGUUUCUUGUCCUGAUUUGCGGCAAGUUUGCGAGACGACGGUGAUUAAUUCUCAAGCGCAGGAUUGUGUGAUCUGGAAGCCUUCAGACAAUGGUUUUUUGACCCUCAAAGAGGCUUAUUAUUUCUGCUGCAGGCCUAUACAAAGUUCCUGGGGUCGAGUUCUUUGGAACCGGGCCAUCCCGCAUUCGAAGUCUCUUCUCUUUUGGAGAUUGUUUCAUGGCAAAUUACCGACUGAUAACAAUCUUCGUUUACGAGAAGGAUCUCAUUCUGCUCAAUGCCAUGUGGUUAUCUUGGCUGCUAUUCUUAAUACAGUGGCUAGCAUUUGGAAUGCUAGAAACUUGGUUAGAUUUCAGAAUAAAAAGCUGUUGUGGAAGUCUCAUUGUGCGAGUAUCAUCUCCCUCUCUUCUAUGUCGGGUAAUCUAACUCAGAGCCCUACAAAUUCUUCCAUGUCUGAUUUUGUUAUUUUAAAGCAUUUUCCGGUUUCUCUCAAUCCCCCUCGAACUCGUUCGUCUAUUGAAGUUCUCUGGUUCCCUCCUCAACCAGGUUGGGUUAAGGGCGAUCAUCUCGGUAGUUUUUGCAGUAAUUUGGGAUCUGCUAAUGCUCUUUUCGCGGAGCUCAUGGGGGCAAUUCUUGCCAUGGAGAUUGCUAUUGGUAACGGUUGGUUGAAUCUUUGGUUGGAGUCUGAUUCCUCUUUAGUGGUUUCGGCUUUUAGCAACUCUAUGGUUGUUCCGUGGAAGCUUCGAAAUAGAUGGGAUUCUUGCUUAUUUAAGUUGUAUGUGAGUUGCCAUGAAGUUGAGAUUGUUGAGAGCUUAAAUACAAAUAUCCCAUCUAUUCCUAAGCCUCCAAGGCCCAAUGGAAGCAUUGCUGAAAGCUUCCGAAUGGUUCUAAACAUAUUGUAUCUUAAUAUUGAAGAUUAA
Messenger RNA from Vicia villosa (hairy vetch), 2625 nucleotides. RefSeq lists its product as uncharacterized. Lineage: Eukaryota; Viridiplantae; Streptophyta; Magnoliopsida; Fabales; Fabaceae. Gene Ontology annotation, molecular function: nucleic acid binding. Bases 1 to 2625 code for a protein of 874 amino acids. The record is from RefSeq and is a predicted model, not a curated record. The transcript is spliced from 5 exons.